UGUGCAUGUAAAUUCGUCUCUUCUUUCUACACAUUUUUCUACACAUCAGUUAUAUUCUGGACAUAGGUGUUUCCCUUCUUUUUUUUUUUUUUUGUUGAAAAAAUAAAUAAAUACAUCAUGAUUACAAUGCAGCAUACAAGUGCAAAGAGAAAUCAGAGGCUUUCCGGGAAAUGUGCUGUCUUGCAUUGUAAUCAUAAUGUAUUUAUUUAUUAUUUGUUUUUUUUAAGAUGUCAGAAUUAUCUUCCUGAAAGAGCAGCGGUUUCAAAGAAACAGCAGUGUUUUGAAGUAUGAUAAUUCUAGCCUAUCGUACAUUAAGUUUGGUAUUUUUGGCAUUGAGAUUCCUAUUCAUGCUCAUUUAUGCCUAUUAUGACGCUGGAAGUGAGCGACGCCACAAACAAGUAUGAUCAUACAUGUUCUUGUUGAUGACACUCGUGUUUAAAAACAGCAAGACGAAACGAAGAGAAUCUUAAUUUAACACGGCUUUAAAACGCAGCGUUUAUGGGAUUUUAAACAACAACAACAACGAAAUAACUCAACGGUCAAAGAAUGGUGUACAUGGACCAAUAAUAAUAAUAAUAAUAAAAACAACACAGGUGGAACGCAGGGACGCGUCCAACGUGAACGGGCCGCAAAAAAUGUUGCAGGAGGCGUGUUGCGCGCUGUGGAGGUGUUUUCCUGCGGAGUUUCUGCUCCGUUAAUUCCUGGGUUUCCCCAAGGAUAGUCCCAGUGAUAUUCCCCUGGUAACCCGAGAAUCAGCCUUCAACCCAUCAGUACUUCUAAAAGCCUGUUUCGGUGUAGACUGAACCUCUGUCUGCACUGUUAGAUAAUAAUAAUAUUAAUAAUAAUAAUAAUUAAAAAAAAAAAAAAAAAAAAAAAUCGCUGUGAUUGUCCUACAUUGUGUUUGCAUUCUCUCUCUCUCUCUCUCUCUCUCUCUCUCUCUCUCUCUCUCUCUCUCUCUCUCAAAUUGCUUUAUUGGCAUGACAUACAUAUUGGUAAGUACAUUUUGUAAAAUCAUUACAAGAAAAACAAUGAAUACAGUAAACUGGACAUGAACAACAAGACAAAACAAUACUUGACAAGAAACAACUAAGACAUGUAACUGUGCUCGACAUAUACAGUAAAAUGAACUGCUGAAACAGGUGCUAGAUGUGUGUUCAUUUCGUAGUUUGUGGCAUUUGUUAAUGUGAUCGGCCACUAGGGGUGAAGUGGGUUCUUCACCAAGUAAGAUUUUCAGUUUGUCAUUUUCACUGAGGGAAUGAAACUCGGGGAUAAAUUGUUGUAAUUUCAUAUAUAAUUAAUCUCUGACGUGUGAGUAUUUUUCACAGUGAAGGAGGAAGUGUACCUCUGUCUCUACUUCACCUGAUGUUCAAUGGACACAUGUUCGAUCUUCUUUAGAUUGCCAUGUCUUUUUAUGCUUUCCUAUUUCAAUGGCCAGUUGGAGGUCACUUAGUCUGUAUUUGGUUAAUAGUUGUCCAUGUUUGGUAUUUCUGACCAAGAACAGAUAUUCAGCAAGGCUAUACCCUCUGUUGAGUUAAAGGUAAUGUUGUGGGUGACUUUGUGUUUUUGUUUGCUCCCUCCAGUGUUCCAUGUAUUUAUCGGUUUGGAGAUUCAUUAUUUAUUUUAUUCUUAUUAGUUGUUUUGAGUUGAUUUGGGGUGCUUUGUUUGUGAGUUGUGACACUAAUUUCAGAGAAGACUUUGUGGAUUGAGUUCUUGUGUUUUCAGUGCUUUAUAAUGAAGGGUAUCUUUAGAACUACAAAAUAAGUGAGUACCAAAAUUUUAACAUUCUUUUUUUAAUAUUUAAGUUGAGAGAUGGAUGAACGAGUUCUGCUCUACUUGCGUUAUUCGGUGUCGUUCUGUGGACAUGAAGAACACUUCUACAGAAUUCUACAUGUAAACCUUCUAUAGGAUGCUUGUCCCAAGCAUUAUGGCUAUAAUCACUUAAUGGAAACCAGACUUCACUUCCAUAUAAAGCAAUGGGGUGACACUAUGACACUAUCAAAUAUCUUUGUCCAAAUUCUGAUUGGAAUGUUUAUUAUGAAUAAUUUCAUUUUUUUGGCAUGCGUUGCUCUGCAGGCUUUUGUAAUUAAUGUUUUAAUAGCCAAAUUAAAAUUUCCAGUGGGGGUUAAGGCAAGUCCUAGGUAAAUAUAUUGUGAGGUAUGUUGAAGUUUGCUAUCAUUUAAAGUAUAUUUGUAUUUUUGCUCCAGAUUUCUUGUUUUUUCUGAAAUAUCAUAAUUUUAGUUUUUUAGACAUUGAUUUCUAGGGCCCAGUCUUGACAGAAUUGAUUUAGGAUGUCUAGAUUGUUUUGGAGACCUUCUGGUGUUUUAGAUAAAAUUAAUAGAUAAAAUAAGAAAAAUAUAUGACUUCCGUGUCCUGUAGUUCUAGUACUGGACUAGAAUAUAGUGUACAUGUAUGUUGUUUCAUAAAUGGAAAAAAAUGUGUACAUUUAAAUCUGUCCAGCAGGUCUGCUAAUUCAUUAAUAUAAAUGUUAAAUAAAGUCAGGCUGAGGCAGCAGCCUUGUCUUACGCCUCGAUGCUGGGAAAAAUAUUCUGUUCUUCUCUGACCAAUUUAUUUAUUUUUAUUUUUAUACACAUUUAUUUUGGGUGUACAUAUUUUUAAUUAUGUCAUAUACCUUACCCCCUAUGCCACUUUGAAUAAUUUUAUAUAAUAAACCUUUAUGCCAAAUGAAGUCAAAAGCCUUCUUGAAAUCUACGAAGCAUGCAAAUAUUUUGCCCUCUUUCUUUUGGCGUACAUGUUUGUUAAUUAAUGUGUUUAGUGUAAAUAUAUGGUCAGUGGUUCGAUGUUCCAGAAGGAAACCAAUUUGAGAUUUGCUGAUGGCAUUAUGUUCUUUAAUGAAAGAUGAAAUUCAUGAGUUGAUAAUGGAACAGAAUACUUUUCCUAAGUUACUGGUUACACAGAUUCCACUGUAGUUAUUGGGAUCUGUUUUGUCUCUACUUUUAAAGAUUGGAGAGAUAAGCCCUUUAUUCCACACAUCAGGGAAAACACCCGACAUCAAAAUCAUAUUAAAGAGUUUCAGCAAUGUAUUCUGUAAUACAGGAAAGCUGUUUUUUAGCAUCUCAUUUCUGAUGUUAUCAGGACCACAGGAUUUAUUGGAUUUAAGGGAUUUUAGUUUUUCAAUUAGUUCUAGUUGGGUUAUUGGAUAAUCUAGUGGAUUUUGGUUGUUUUUGAUUUAUGACUCAAGAGUAUUCAACUUUUCAAGGAUUUUUGUUUGAUUAGGGUCAUUUAUAUGAUUUGAUGGGUAUAGAGGUUUUCAAAAUAAUCUUUCCAAAUUUUGCCAUCUUGUAUGACUAAUUUCUGUAGUUUUCUAGUGCCAAAGCCAUUCCAUAGGCUCAAGAAUUGACUCCGGUCUAUUGUGUUUUCAAUAUUCUUUAGGGUCUGGUUGUAGUAUUUCUGUUUUUUCUGUCUUAGUAUCUUUUUGUAUUGUUUAAGAAGUUUUGAGUGUUCUAAACGUAACUCCUUGUUGACUGGAUUUUUAUGUUUUUGGUUUGAAAUCAGUCUUGGUUUGACCGUGUUUGUAAAUCAAUUAGGCAAGAACUAUUUUUUGGGAGGUUUUUGUUUAGUGCCUCUUUUGUACUCAUUUGAUUUUAUUUCCCUUAAAUUUGCUUUUCUUGCUGUAUUUUCCAAAAUUUCAUAAAUGUGUUUGUGGCAGCGGGUCAAGCGUCUCUCCGGAGAGAGAAAAAGCGGUAAGGGUGCUUGCACCUGAGCUAAAUUAUGUCUAACACCUGUCUCUAAUUACAGUGAGCAUGGGGAGAGCGGCAUAAAAGAGCCACACCAUCAGCAGACCAGUGAGAGAGAGCCUGGGUCCCCAGAGUUAUGUUUAUGAAGCUAAGAGUUUAUUAUAGUUAAGUUGCAGAGAUUGUUAUUCUAACACGGAAGAAGUUAUUAUUGUAAAGUUGAGAGCAGUGUGGUCAUUAAAAACCCUAGAGCAACCUGCCUCCCACCUCCUCCUUUCCAAGGAACAUCCACACUGGUGCCGAAACCUGGGAAAAUUUUUUGGUUGAAGAUGGACGGAAGUCGCUCCGUAGAGUCCUCCCAGUUGGCUGAGAUCCUCCAAGCCCUUGCUGGCCUACAUCGGAACCACCAGCAAACCCUGCUUGAGCUCCGGCAAGAUCAAGAUCGCCAGUUUGUGGAGCUCCUACGCGCUCAAGCAGAGGACCGGCAGGUGAUCCGGAGCCUCCUCAGCCAGGAGGCAUCCCCAGCUGCGAACCCAGACACCCACACGCCGUUGCCCCCGCCUGCGCUACAGAAGAUGGGGACGGCGGACGACCCCGAGGCAUUCCUGGAUUUGUUUGAGCACACCGCCGAGAUCUGGGGCUGGCCGCUCGGCCAGUGGGCGGCCCGACUUAUUCCGCUGUUGUCUGGGGAAGCCCAGCUCGCGGCUCAACAACUGCCGGCGACGAGCCUCCUGGCUUAUGGUGACCUGAAGAAAGCCAUCUUGCAAUGGGUUGGUCGGAGUCCGGAAGAGAAUCAUCAACUCUUCCGGAGCCUGAAGCUGGAGAACUCCGACCGCCCAUUUGCCUUCGCCCAAUGGCUCCGCGACGCCUGCCGAAGAUAGCUGCUAGCGGGGGACUGCGGCGUCGACGGAAUCAUCGACCAGGUGGUACUGGAGCAAUUAAUACAUCGACUGCCAAAAGGUACGGCGGAGUGGGUCCAGUGCCACCGCCCGGCAUCGCUGGAGGAAGCCGUCCGGCUUGCGGAGGACCACAUGGCAGCGAUCCCAAGGGCGGAAGAGCCCUCCUACUCUCUCUCCCUUCCCCCUGUGUUUUCCCCUGUCUCAUCCCCCUCCCCUCUCUCCUCUCGUUCUGCUCUUUCCCCAGGGCCUGUUCCUGCCCCAUGCAGGUGAGGAGGACUUCAGCCAAUGAGACCAGCUCCCCGGGUGUGGGGGAGCUCCCGACACCUCCACCUACCCCGAUGCCCCACCAUUCUCCCUCUCAGGUGGGGGCGCCCACCGACACAAGUGCGGGCGUUGCGCCUGGGCCAGCCUGCUGGAGGUGUGGGGACCCGGACCACUUCUGGGAUCAGUGCCCUCUGAUGGAGCUGGGGACGUUGGUACAGGUCUCUGACCUCCCGCAGGCUGCCCCCGACCGGACCGGUGCAUACCGGAUACCGGUAAGUGUCAAGGGGGGUACCCACCAAGCGUUGGUGGACACCGGGUGUAAUCAAACCACUAUCCACCAACGCUUGGUUCAACCCGAGGCUUUGGGCACAGCUGAAAUGGUGAGGGUGAAGUGUGUGCACGGGGAUAUUCACAAGUAUCCUGUGGUGACUCUGACGAUUAAAUUCCGGGGGAAAAAGCAUAGAGUGGAGGCCGCAGUUAGUUCCUGCCUCACCCAUCCGCUGAUUUUGGGGACGGAUUGGCCUGACUUUAGAGAUUUAUUAGAAUUUGUGCGGAUGGGUCCUGUACUAAAUUAGGGAGAUGUGCAAUGUGCGAUGUUCUGGCAGGGGAGGCGGAGCUGGGGCCAUCCUCGAAAGCUCCACGUCAUAAUGACGAGAGAGGAGGAGAGGCUGCAGCUCCUCCCCUUCUCAGGGAAUUCCCUGAGGGAGAUUUUCCUUUGGAGCAGCCGCGAGACGAAACCCUCAAACACGCCUUCGACCAAGUGAGAGUCAUCGAUGGUCAACGACUCCAGCCGGACAUCGCCCUUUCAUACCCCUAUUUUACAAUUAUAAAUGAGCAGUUGUAUAGAGUGACACAGGACGCUCAGACUAAAGAAGAUACAACCCAACUUUAGAUACCACGGAGCCGUCGGGAAAUGGUAUUCCAGGCGGCUCAUUAUAAUCCCAUGGCAGGUCACGUAGGAGAAAGGAAAACACUGAACCGUCUAAUAGCCCGCUUCUAUUGGCCGGGCAUUGGCGGCGAUGUCCACAGGUGGUGUGUGGCAUGCCACGAAUGUCAGCUGGUUAACCCACCGGCCACCUCAAAAGUGCCAUUGCGCCCUCUUCCGUUGAUCGAGGUCCCCUUUGAAAGAAUUGGAAUGGACCUCGUCGGGCCAUUAGAACGGUCGGCACACCGGACAUCGAUUUGUAUUGGUCCUAUUGGACUAUGCAACGCGAUAUCCGGAAGCAGUGCCUCUUUGCAACAUCUCAGCACGCAGUGUUGCGGAGGCACUCUUCAAAAUAAUCUCCCGGGUGGGGAUUCCGAAAGAAAUCCUCACCGAUCAAGGCACAACGUUUAUGUCACGGACACUACGCAAGCUGUAUGAAUUAUUGAGCAUUAAAUCGAUUCACACCAGCGUGUACCAUCCUCAAACAGAUGGCCUGGUGGAACGAUUUAAUAAAACCCUUAAAAACAUGAUUCGUAAUUUGUGCACGACGAUGCUAGAUUGGGAUAAAUGGCUCGACCCCCAGUUAUUUGCAGUACGAGAGGUCCCGCAAGCCUCCACUGGCUUCUCCCCAUUUGAGCUGCUGUAUGGGCGACGCUCACGCGGUGUGCUUGAUGUAUUGCGAGAGGCCUGGGAGGAGGGACCUUCAAAUAGUAAGAAUUAAAUUCAAUACGUUCUUGAUCUUAGAGCCAAACUCCACACUUUGGGGCAACUAACAUAGGAGAAUUUGCUCCAAGCUCAAGAACGACAGCGCCGACUGUAUGACAGGGGAACUCAGCUAAGGGAAUUUGCACCAGGAGAUACAGUGCUUGUAUUACUUCCCACAUCGAGCUCUAAAUUACUCGCCAUGUGGUAAGGGCCCUUUGAGGUCACACGACGAGUGGGGGAUCUCGAUUAUGAGGUUAAACGAACUGAUAGAGGGGGCACACGUCAAAUAUACCACCUCAACCACCAGAAAUUGUGGAGGGAGGCGGUCCCUGUGAUGUUGGCUACGGUAGUUCCAGAGAAGGCGGAGCUCGGACCCGAGGUAAAUUCAAAACAUAAACAGUUCACCCCGGUCACUUGCGGAGACCACCUCUCACCGAGUCAACUCGUGGAGGUUGCCAGGUUGCAACAGGAAUUUGCAGAUGUGUUCUCCCCUCUACCGGGUCGUAUGAACCUCAUUCACCACCACAUCGAGACCGAGCUGGGGGUCGUGGUAGGUAGCCGCCCCUACCGAUUACCCGAACACAAAAAGAAAAUCAUUCGGGAAGAAUUGGACGCAAUGCUCGAUAUGGGGGUAAUAGAAGAAUCCCACAGUGAUUGGUCCAGCCCAGUGGUUCUAGUGCCUAAGAGCAACAGGUCUGUAUGGUUCUGUUUGGAUUAUAGGAAAGUCAACGCGGUGUCUAAAUUUGCCGCAUAUCCAAUGCCUCGUGUUGAUGAGUUGCUCGAUCGGUUGGGCACUGCUCAAUUUUAUUCGACAUUGGAUUUGACGAAGGGUUAUUGGCAGACCCCCUUGACACCAAUUUCCCGUGAAGAAACCGCCUUCUCCACACCUUUUGGAUUACACCAGUUUGUGACACUUCCGUUCGGUUUGUUCGGGGCCCCAGCUACGUUUCAGCGUCUCAUGGACCGAAUUCUCAGACUGCAUUCAGCUUAUGCCGCUGCCUAUUUAGAUGACAUCAUCAUUUACAGCAAUGAUUGGCAUCGGCACAUGCAACAUCUGAGGGCAGUUCUGAGAUUGCUGCACCGAGCAGGACUCACAGCAAACCCAAAGAAGUGCGCGAUUGGGUGGGUGGAGGUAUAGUAUCUGGGGUUCCACUUGGGCCACGGGCAGGUGCAUCCCCAAAUUGAUAAGACAGCAGCAAUUGCGACCUGCCUGAGGUCCAAGACCAAAAAGGGGGUGAGACAGUUCCUAAGGCUGGCUGGCUAUUAUAGAAGGUUCGUACCUAACUAUUCGGACGUCACCAGCCCGCUGACUGAUCUCACUAAAAAGGGAGCUCCAGACCCGGUCCAGUGGAUGGAGCAGUGUCAGCAGGCGUUCACGCAAGUUAAAGCCACACUUUGCGGGGGGCCGCUUUUACAUUUACCCGAUUUCUCUCCCCCUUUUGUUUUACAGACAGAUGCUUCAGACAGAGGGCUAGGGGCCGUGCUCUCGCAGGUGGUGGAGAGGGAGGAGCGCCCGGUGCUGUACAUUUGCCGCAAACUCUCAUUGAGGGAAACUAAGUACAGCACCAUCUUGCCAUCAAGUGGGCGAUCCUCACUCUCCGAUACUACCUGUUGGGGUGGACCUUCACCCUCUGCUCGGAUCACGCCCCACUCCAAUGGCUCCACUGCAUGAAGGAUACCAACGCGCGGAUCACCCGUUGGUAUCUGGCUCUUCAGCCAUUUAAAUUCAAGGUGGUCCACAGACCGGGGGCGCAGAUGGCUGCCGCCGAUUUCCUUUCCAGAAAUGGGGGGGUGGAGGGAGUGGUAGGCAGGCCGGAUGCCUCCCCGGCCCGAGUCGGGCAGUGGGGAUAUGUGGCAGUGGGGGCGUGGUCAAGCAUCUCUCCGGAGAGAGAGAAAGCGGUAAGGGUGCUUGCACCUGAGCUAGAUUAUGUCUAACACCUGUCUCUAAUUACAGUGAGCACGGGGAGAGCGGCAUAAAAGAGCCACACCGCCAGAAGACCAGUGAGGUCCCCAGAGUUAUGUUUGUGAAGCUAAGAGUUUAUUAUAGUUAAGUUGCAGAGAUUGUUAUUCUAACACGGAAGAAGUUAUUAUUGUAAAGUUGAGAGCAGUGUGGUCAUUAAAAACCCUAACCUGUGAGUAGAGCAACCUGCCUCCCGCCUCCUCCUUUCCACGGAACAUCCACAGUGUUUGAUAGCCAAAUCAACUCCUUGAUUGUAAGCAUAUGUUGAGUUAUUAAAUGUUCUGAUAGAAUCGACUAUUUCAUUUGAAUUUAAUGCUUUAAUAUAUGUACCAGCAGUACUAUGAGUCAGUUUGUACGAUUUAGGUUUACACAGAUCAGCUGGCUUUUUAUUUUGGGCUUCUGAUAUUUUUUAAUUUUAAUGAAAACAUUGAUCUGAUUGUGGUCAGAAAAGGGUGAUUGAGCUUUGAUGGUAAAUUAAUUAAAGUAGGAGGGGCUUAUAUUUGUUAUGGCAUAAUCUAUUACACUGUUCCCCAGAUCUGAACUGCAAGUAUAGCAUCAACAAGAAUCUCCUUUGAUUCUGCCAUUGAGAAUAUAAAGAUCUAGGAUUUGACAGAGUUGCAGUACAUCCUUUCCAUUUUUGUUGAGUACUGUAUCUUGAUUACAUCUUUGUAGCAAGAGCAUUGAUGAGAUCUUGAGGUAUUUGAGUGAACAGUUGCUUAUCUCCUGAGUUACUUAUGCAUUUUGGCUCAGAGCCAGUUCUAGCAUUGGAAUCUCCAUAUAGUAAAAUUGUUCUCUGAGUUUGAUACUGACUAAUUUCUCUUUCAAAAGAAUCAAAAAUUUCAUCAUUGUAAUAUGGAGAAUCGUAUGUUAGUAUGUAAAUUCCACAAAUAUACAGAUCUUUAUCCAGGAUUCCAAAGCUUCUGUCUAAUUUUAACCAUACAGGUGCAUCUCAAUAAAUUAGAAUGUUGUGGAA
This is a messenger RNA of Myxocyprinus asiaticus (Chinese sucker), 9418 nucleotides long. RefSeq lists its product as uncharacterized. Gene Ontology annotation, molecular function: zinc ion binding; nucleic acid binding. The record is from RefSeq and is a predicted model, not a curated record. The transcript is spliced from 2 exons. NCBI's taxonomy places the organism in Eukaryota, Metazoa, Chordata, Actinopteri, Cypriniformes, Catostomidae. The coding region runs from base 4459 to 5430 and encodes 323 amino acids.